Molecule: messenger RNA, 3345 nt
Organism: Octopus sinensis (East Asian common octopus)
Lineage: Eukaryota; Metazoa; Mollusca; Cephalopoda; Octopoda; Octopodidae
Product: transmembrane protein 104
Exons: 11
Coding region: 536-2041 (501 amino acids)
Source: RefSeq, a predicted model, not a curated record
CGGGUAUAACAAUUUUCUGUUUGUGAAUCAAAGAAAGUUGAUCGAUGUAAUUCAUUAGUUUCUUCACCUUUUUUUUUAUAUCAAAUUUAGUCAGAAGAAAACUAUGAACUUUUAACAAAAGCUGAUAGUGAACAUGAUUCGUAAUUAAUUAGUAAGAAUGACGACAACAGAUGAUAAGCUUUUCAUUGUGUUGUCAAUAAACGAUGAAGAAAUUUAUUUUUUUACUUCGAUAAGAUAGUGUUUUCCGAAAAAGAUCAGUGCUGUUUAUUCGCUGUCUGUUUCAUAAUUACCUUGUUAACGGAAAUCAAAAUUUCGUAAAAAGACAGAAUCGUAAUAGUGAACAAAAUAUCACUGCUGUAUUCACUGUCAGUCACAUAAUGUUUACCUAAUUUUGUUUUCAUGUGACACAUACGCCUGUGACAUUUCCUACAUUUUACCAGCUGACAAGAACAGGCCAAGUCAAUCCUAUAUACACACGACUUUGCGUUUCAGCUUCUAAACUGUUAGGUCUCUCAUUUUUGAGUAAAUUUUAAUAAUGGCUGGAGAUAUUACUAGCAGUGGGGCUCAGUACCCAACAGUGUUGGGACUAAUAUACGUUUUUAACCUGAUCGUUGGUACUGGAGCUCUUGCAAUGCCUAAGUCUUUCCACAGUGCUGGUUGGCUGCUGAGUAUCAUCUUCCUUGUUAUACUAGCAUUCAUUAGUUAUCUGACAGUUACCUUUGUCACAGAAGCCAUGGCAGUUGCUAAUUUUAAAUUAAAGAUGGGUCGUAACAAUAAGAUCCGUACGACAUUUGCUCGACGACAUACUUUUCUUGGUUGGAAACCAAUUAGACAUAAAAAAGAUACCAUUGUGUAUGAAAAUAAUGAAGAACAACCACUUUUGGAUCAGGAAGAUGAUAGUGAUGGCAAUGCUAACAAACUGUAUGAUAUCACAGAGAGAGUCGAAAUGGGUCACAUGGCAUCACUGUUCUUCAACAAAGUUGGUGUGCUAUUUUUCUACAUCUGCAUAAUAGUUUACCUGUAUGGAGAUUUGGCAAUUUAUGGAGCAGCUGUUCCAAAAUCUUUAAGGAAUUUAGCUUGCACCACCAACUUAACAGACACUAAUAGAACUGCAAAUGAUGAUGACAUCUGCUGGCCAGGAUCUGAUAUCUCUCGGAAGAAUGCUUACCGUAUUUUUAUUGUUGUAUUUGCUUUAGUUUUGGGUCCAUUUACCUUUUUUAAUGUUCAAAAAACUGGAUAUCUUCAGAUUUUUACCUCAGUCUUUCGAUGGACAGCAUUUACUAUUAUGGUUGUACUGACUGCUAUUCGAUUAAGCCACGGUGAAGGAAAAGGCCAUCCACCAGUUUUUAACUUUUCCGGAAUCCCAAAUCUGUUUGGUGUAUGUGUAUACUCAUUCAUGUGUCAUCACUCCCUUCCAUCAUUAGUGACACCAAUCAAGAACAAAAACCAGAUUUUCAAUCUUCUAGCAGCAGACUACUUCUUAAUUUUACUUUUCUAUGCCUUGCUGUCAUUUACAGCCAUUUUUGCAUUUGAUGAAAUUAAUGAUGUCUACACAUUAAAUUUCUUCCCAAAUUCAAACAGUGAUUCACAACAGUUAAUAACUGACAGUAAAUUUCUCCAAUAUUUCCUCCUUCUUUUUCCUGUUUUUACACUCAGUACAAAUUUUCCAAUUAUAGCUGUUACACUUCGGAACAAUUUGAAAACAUUGUUUUAUAAUCCCGAGAAACCAUACCAUUGGUUUAUAGAUAGAAUCUUCUUCCCAUUGCUUGCUAUCAUACCUCCUUUGAUUAUAGCUAUCAUCACAGAUGAAGUAGAAUUCCUUGUUGGAAUUACAGGUUCCUAUGCUGGCAGUGGAAUUCAGUAUAUCGUUCCAGCCUUGUUAGUAUAUUUUGCUCGCAAAGAAGAAUUUCUAACAUUUAACCCUUUACCUAAUAACAAAAAGUCCAUGUUCAAAAGUAAAUAUUGGGUGUGGUUUGUAAUGGUUUGGUCAGCGUUUUGUUUAAUUUUUGUUACUGCAAAUCAUGUCAUUUUAAAAUCUUGAUAUUAUGGAUAUUUAUUGAACAGGUGAAGAAAAAGUUCCUCUUCAAUAAGAGUCUAGCAACAGAAGACUUUUAGUAUAAAAGAACAAGCUAUAACUUGUAGAUCUGCUUUGCUGAUGUUUUAUCACACAUUAAAUAUUUGAAGGGAAAUAAAAUUACAUAUAUGUUAUAACCAAUUUUAUUUAAACUAUUUUAUCUAUGAAGAACAAACCUAUUUUUAAGAACAGUAACACAGGUGAAGUUAUUUAGGAAGCAUCAAUUGAUGAUGUAUGUGGACUUUAUAGUUAUAGCUUCUAAAAGAUCUGAAUACUCAAUUACUUUUAAAAUUCUUAAGAGAUUACACCUUGUAUAUUGCUAGAUUUUAAAAUUCCUAACUUUUAGAGCAAGCAACAAAAGCAGACUAACAGUACUGACAUUUUAAUCAUUUUUAAAAUAAAAAAAAAAAUCUUUGCUUUAGGUAUAAAUAUCAAUUUUGAAACGGGUAUGUGAUUGUUAUAAUCAACCUCAGUGUCUUACUAUGACUGAUUUCAUCAGUACUAGAAGUGGAGAAAGACAAAACCAUCUGAAGUCUAAUUUCAGCUUUGAAUACACGAAAGAUGAAGUUACUAUAUCUAAGUUGGUGCUCCAUAUUGGAGAUUUUGAUUAUUAUAAACUAGCUGCUGACAUAAAGAUAGUGAUUAGGAAGGAUUAGAAUGCUCCUAAAUAUUAAUCAUUUCUUGGGAAUUGAGAUUUUUAAAAUAAAGAUUUUUGAAUCAUAUUUAUCAAUUUAUACAUUUUUUUCAGUCAAUCUCUGAAUUACGAGACGUACUGAAUACAAUACCCACUCAAAAAUUGACACUUGUAAAUGUUUGGUUAAUUAGUUUUAAAGUAAGGCAACAUCAAAUUAAUUAGCCAAAAUAUUUUUUUUAUACAUAUAUAUAUAUAAUUAAUGUUUAGUGAAUUCUGAACAGGUAUUUUACAAGUAUAAAUCUAACAUUUAAAUCUGCUUCAAAGAAGAGAGAAAUAAGUUUUUCACAGUAGCUAAAUGAUAUCAAAUAUUUUGAUUUCAUUUUGAAUUACAAAAAACAGGAUUCCCUAAUCACAAAGUUGCAGUAGGUUUUACUCCUUAUAAAUUUAAAUUCACUGUUUCCAAUAAGUUAUUACUGUGAUUUACAAACAACUAUUUCUUAUAUCACCAUCCAUCCACAAAUGUGAAUCCUAGAAUUUGGGAUAUUUCUUUCAUUCGUUCUUUUCAUACUUUUCCAAUAACAUACAGUUUUACAAUGACAAAUUUUUUGAUUCAUAUAUUUUAAUAAAACUGAAAAAA